GGUUGAGCAACCUUAUUUUAAAAAAGUAGGAGCUGCUAAUUAAGCCUUGUUUCCACUCAGCUUAUCAGUAUCUCUCCCAAUUACAUGGCUCUCAGCUGUGUACUCUUCUUCCUCCUCGCCGCCGUGGCCACCACCGUCUCCGCCACUGACCACAUCGUUGGAGCGAACAAAGGUUGGAAUCCAGGCAUCAACUAUACUCUCUGGAGUAGCAACCAAACAUUCUACAUUGGUGACCUAAUCUCAUUUAGGUAUAAAAAGACACAACAUAAUGUUUUUGAAGUGAAUAAAAAUGGAUAUGAUAACUGCAUAAUAGAGGGUGCAUUUGGGAAUUGGAGCAGUGGAAGAGAUUUCAUUUUGCUGAACAAGACCAAGAGGUAUUAUUUCAUCUGUGGCAUUGGCGGCUGCUCUGAUGGUAUGAAGGUUUCUGUUGUAGUUCACCCUCUUCCACCUCGUCCACCGGCAGCCAUCGCCGCCGUGCAUUCUUCCGAAAAGUCUGCUGCUCCGACGACAGUUGGUGGUUUCGGGUCACUGGUUGUAAAGUUGAUGUUGGUUGGAUUGAUGAUAUAUGGAUGUAGUAGGAUUUAACAGAGUUUCGGCCAAGAAUCCUAUGCUAGUUAGCUGUGUUAUGUGCAGCCAAAUCACUAGUUUGUAAUGGUCAUUUUGAUUGAACUUCAUUUAAUUUGUUGUUGUUCUGUCAUUUUAGUUCACUAUCAAAGAUUUCUGUUGUUAGUUUAUUUCUGUAUCUGUUUCCUAUUUUUUUGUUGAAUGCGAAACUAAAGUCAUACUUUGUGAAA
Messenger RNA from Nicotiana attenuata, 794 nucleotides. RefSeq names its product lamin-like protein. Gene Ontology annotation, cellular component: plasma membrane. The transcript has 2 exons. Gene Ontology annotation, molecular function: electron transfer activity. The coding region runs from base 85 to 585 and encodes 166 amino acids. The record is from RefSeq and is a predicted model, not a curated record. Lineage: Eukaryota; Viridiplantae; Streptophyta; Magnoliopsida; Solanales; Solanaceae.